AGCCGCAGUCGCAGCCGGAGCCGGAGCGGGAGGGAGCCAGCUGCGAGCUCUCUGCCCGCAGCCUCCUCCAGCCAGCUCCCCGCGCUCGGGGAAGCAGGAGCCGAGGUCGCUGCUCCGUUCCGACGCGACUGGACCUCCGUCCCUCCCUCCCCCGGCAAGGGCACCGAAGGGCUAGGGGAGGGAGGGGACGGCGGAGAGAGAGCCCCUGCCCCGCGCUGCCCACCCUAUCCACCUCGCCCCGCGCUGCCCACCCUCCCUGCGCUGCCCACCCUGCCAGACCUGCCCUGCCCUUGGCCGCUCUGCUCCCCAGCCCGCUUCUCUCCCCCUGCGCUGUCCGCAGCAGCACCGAGAGGGAUGCGCGCCGCACUCCUGGUGGCUUUGCUGCUGGGCGGCCUCUGCAGCUGGGAGCUGGCUGUCGGGGAGCCCGGGCCACCAUGCCAGGCUCCGCAGCAGUGGGAAGGACGUCAGGUGCGCUACGAGCACAGCAGCGGCCGCAGCACCCGGGCCCUGCUCACCUACGAUGGACCCCAGCAGCGCAUCCGCCUGCUGGAGGAGAGGAAGGCUCUCAUCCCCUGCAAGAAGUAG
Molecule: messenger RNA, 585 nt
Organism: Gracilinanus agilis (Agile Gracile Mouse Opossum)
Lineage: Eukaryota; Metazoa; Chordata; Mammalia; Didelphimorphia; Didelphidae
Product: mammalian ependymin-related protein 1-like
Exons: 1
Coding region: 355-585 (76 amino acids)
Biological process (GO): cell-matrix adhesion
Cellular component (GO): lysosome; extracellular region
Molecular function (GO): calcium ion binding
Source: RefSeq, a predicted model, not a curated record